This is a messenger RNA of Necator americanus (New World hookworm), 270 nucleotides long. RefSeq lists its product as uncharacterized. The transcript has a single exon. NCBI's taxonomy places the organism in Eukaryota, Metazoa, Nematoda, Chromadorea, Rhabditida, Ancylostomatidae. Bases 1 to 270 code for a protein of 89 amino acids. The record is from RefSeq and is a predicted model, not a curated record.
AUGCUUACUCGACCAAGAGAUGUCCAAAUGGUCAAAGAACCACGUCAAGGGAACAAUGCGCAGGUGUCUUCGCAUGACAUCGACGGCAAAGUUGAGCAAGAAAGGUCCCGCGACAGCCCUUGUCUUACUCUAGUUUCCACUUCGAACGAUGAAGUAAAGCGGGUUGGUGUUCAAUCAGCAGUUGUUCUUCUGUUCAUGUUAUCGAUUAGGCGAAUGAAGUUUCCUGGAAUACCAUCUGCGCAAAGAGCGUUGAAAAGACUGCUUCAGUGA